Larimichthys crocea (large yellow croaker) is the source of this 2348-nucleotide messenger RNA. RefSeq names its product leukemia inhibitory factor receptor. The transcript has 15 exons. The coding region runs from base 78 to 2123 and encodes 681 amino acids. The record is from RefSeq and is a predicted model, not a curated record. Gene Ontology annotation, molecular function: protein binding. NCBI's taxonomy places the organism in Eukaryota, Metazoa, Chordata, Actinopteri, Sciaenidae.
CUCAUUUAACCUGAGAGACAUGAAACUCUGACAUUUCUGAUCAAGACAACUGAGUUACACGAAGACAGGUUGAGUACAUGGACUCUCACACGCUAAAGAAUUACCUUCCACUAUACCUCAUGGAAACUUGCUGCCGUUCACUACAUGGAUUUGUUGUUGUGUUUCUGUUCUUUACGUCAGUCAGCAAAGGGUCAACAUGUGAGGCUCCUUCCAGUCCUCAGUGCUUCCGAAGAAAAGCUGACGAGUCUAUUUACAUAUGUGAAUGGACAAUGAGUAGGACUGGGAGCGAUGUGACGUUUGACCUCUACUUUAAUCAAAGCUCUACAUAUUCAUCCAAUGAAAAAAAAUUUGGGGGCUUUAAGGAGACCAGUGCUCAGAUCAACGAGGAAGUGCUUAUCAAGCAUCGUCCAAUCGACAUUUGGGUAGUAGCUCACGAAGGAAAGUCCAGCUGCACGUCAGCCAGGAGGUCUGUUGAACUUCGGCAGACAGUUAAAUAUGAGGCACCACAAAACAUUUCCAUAUCCUGGGCAAAAAACAACCUCAGCUUGAGCUGGAGAGCAAUUGAGAAGCAUCCAGCUUUAGCCGAGAUCCGGUUCCAACGAGUUGAACAUCCCACAGAAUCAUGGGAGAACAGGACAAUAAAUACCACCAUGGACAGCUCAGUGUACCAGCUCACUGUUGUGAAUCUGUUGAAGGAUACAGCUUACCGGGUUCAAAUCAGACAUCGGUCCAAUUUGGCCCGUAACCCACUGUGGAGCGACUGGACUCCAGUUGUGAUUGUUCCUGCAGAGCUGGAGCAAAAACCUGAAGUCACCAUGACAACAAGACUUACAAAUGGCACUCGAAAGGUGAUACUAACGUGGAAGCCGAUGCCACAUGCAGCAGCAGUCACAGAAGUAAAAUACCUUCUGACGGAUACACAGUCCUUACACGGAUGUCCUUGUAUGAGAAGGACAUCUGAAAUCAACUCAAAUAAGCACACUACUUAUGUCUCGUAUUCUGCAGUCAACAUCACUGUUAUGGCCAAAAAUGCAGCAGGGUUUUCUCCUCCAGAAAUCAUACAAGUAUCUGCCAAACCUGAUGUGGAUUUAAAAGCUUGUGACAAAUUGGUACUGGAUGAUAAAACAUUAAAAAAAAAGAAAACUUGCCAUGAGUUGUACAAACUUCAAGAUGGAGAUUCAAGGCCAGAAAAUGUGAUCACUCUGACGGCAAGGAUGAAAAAAAAAGAAAGGGAGGAAAUACGAAAGACCAUUCAGGAUUAUGUCCGCUACCUUUACUUUGAGCACAUAUGUGAUGACAGGAAGCCACGGACAAUUAAAAUGUGCCUCUUUUAUCAAAAAGAGGGCGUUCCACUCAGCGAACCUCAGCACUUCACUCCUUUUGAAACACAGACUUCUGUCAGCCUGUCUUGGAAAUGGAUUCCCUCUGUGGCCCAGCAAAGUUUUCUCACACACUACAGCCUCUGCAUUGUGAAAAUCAGCUCACAGGAUGAGCCAACUGAGUGCCACAAUGUAUCAGCCUCACUGACAAAAUACCAUCUGGAAAACUUGACACCGGGAGCGAAAUACAACAUCAGCCUGGCUGGAGUAUCACGAAUAGGAGAGGGACCUAGAGCCACAGUAACCAUCAACACACUGCCAGAGAAGCCUGCCAGUGUGUUGUGGAGUCUCAGCUUGCUGAUUUUGUUCUUUUUAAUCUCAACAGUGUGCACCUGUAUCUUGAAGAGAAUCAAAGACAAGGUCUUCCCUCCUGUGCCAACACCUGUUAUUCCAGAUUUUACCCCUUAUCAGCCAGAGACUCAGGAGAUGCUGGAGGGAAAGGAAGAGGUGCAUGAACUGACGCUGUGCCAGCUACGUCCAGAGGGCAAGUGUGUCAUUGAGGACGCAGAGGAGACUAUUAUCUUUCGAAGAGACUGGGAUGAUGACAUUGACGAGGACCUGGAAAAUGAGCGGGGUGAUUCAAGGAUGUCAGGAGGAACCAGUGACAAUUGUUUGGGUCCCGGCUCUACAGAUCAGGCACUGAGGAGCUGCAGAGAAGGAGAAAUGACAGAUCUGGACAAUGAAAUCUCCAUGCUGAUAUACAGGAAUGGUUUGGUCUUUGAUGUGAAGGUGGACUCGCCUUGAAAUGGAUUUGACUGUUUCACAGCACAAAAUUACACAAAUACAUAAGGUUAAAUUUUUGUUGACUUAAAGACUGGAUGGUAAUUUUCUUGACGUCUGGGAAAAGGUUUUGAGUGAAACCAGUGAAACAGGUGAAUACCAAAUGGUCACAUGUGUGUACUGUUGAUGAAAAAUCAGUUAAUCUGCAGACUAACUCAGUUUUUUAGAUUGCAAUAAAGACUUAAUCCG